CGUACUUGGAGAAUCUGCGAUGUCACGGAUUCAAGGACGGAACUGGACAUUGGCCAGUGUAUACGUAGUUUCUUAAAAGUUCUGAACAAAGGAGAGAUCGUCGCAUUUGCGCUCGACCAGUCGAAGCGUUCGGAUAAUUUUACUGAAUCGUACAUAGUGACACAGUUCUCUCGUUUACGUUAUAUUAAUUACACGACAUUAAUAAAAUUUAUCAAUUUCCGUUUAUUGAUUUUACAAGAAUUACACCGGCUUUUUGCCUCUGAUAAAUUUCCGCAGUGCGGCGACACAUUCUUCCAACCAAAAUGCUCAAAUUCAUAGUUUUGUUGGCAGUAGUCUUCACUGGGGUCAUAGCUCAGAACUGUGAAGACAAUAAACAAGGAGAAUGCCUGGCUUCAACAGCAGGUUCUUUUGACCAGGAUAAGAAUUGGAACUCUGCUUCUACAAUAUAUGAUUUCCAUGCUAAAGAUAUCCAUGGCAAUGAUGUAUCACUGAAAAAAUAUCUUGGACAUGUGAGCAUAAUUGUUAAUGUUGCUAGCUAUUGCGGACUAACAGACAGAAAUUACAAGGAACUGGUUGAAUUGUACGAAAAGUACAGCGAGAAGGAAGGUCUAAGAAUCCUUGCAUUCCCAUCUAAUCAAUUUAGUGGACAAGAACCGGGUACAUCUGAACAGAUUCUAGAUUUUAUCAAAAAAUACAAUGUCAACUUUGAUGUUUUUGAGAAAGUUGAUGUUAACGGCGAUAAUGCUCAUCCCUUGUGGAAAUGGCUGAAAACUCAAGCAGGUGGAUUCAUAACAGAUGGAAUCAAGUGGAAUUUCACCAAAUUCAUCAUUAAUAAAGAAGGCAAAGUAGUUUCCAGACAUGCACCGACAACAAAUCCACUUGACCUGGAAUCUGAAUUGAAGAAAUAUUUUUAAGUAUUCAUACGUUCUUGCAUGUUCUGAAU
Messenger RNA from Nomia melanderi (Alkali bee), 943 nucleotides. RefSeq lists its product as uncharacterized. Gene Ontology annotation, molecular function: peroxidase activity. Gene Ontology annotation, biological process: response to oxidative stress. The record is from RefSeq and is a predicted model, not a curated record. Lineage: Eukaryota; Metazoa; Arthropoda; Insecta; Hymenoptera; Halictidae.